Leptidea sinapis is the source of this 899-nucleotide messenger RNA. Its product is annotated as cuticle protein 19.8-like. The record is from RefSeq and is a predicted model, not a curated record. The transcript has 3 exons. The coding region runs from base 21 to 899 and encodes 292 amino acids. Gene Ontology annotation, cellular component: extracellular matrix. Lineage: Eukaryota; Metazoa; Arthropoda; Insecta; Lepidoptera; Pieridae.
UUCCCCGAUCACAACACAACAUGGUCUGCAAGGUUGUUAUCUUUUCCUGCCUUUUGGCAUUAGCUUAUGGAAGCGUCGCUCCAGCUGCGUUCGCCGCUGCACCAGUGGCUACGGCAAGACUGGAAGAAUUCGAUUCUUUCCCUCAAUACCGUUUCGGCUACAACGUUGCUGACUCUCUCACUGGUGAUUACAAAAGCCAGCAGGAACAACGGGAUGGUGAUCUUGUGCAGGGAUCGUACUCCGUUGUUGAGCCGGACGGCACCCGCCGUGUUGUGGACUACGCUGCUGAUUCCGUCAAUGGAUUUAACGCCGUCGUCAGAAGAGAGCCUUUAGUUGCUGCCGCACCCGCUGUAGUCGCUGAACCAGCCGUUGCUGUUGCCGAGCCUGUUGUUGCUGCUAAAGUGGCACCUUAUGUCACUCAGCCUGCAGUCGUUGCCGCCCGCUAUGCCGUAGCUCCAGCCGUGCCUGCCACUUAUUACAGCAAUGCGGCUGUCGCUGCUGCUAGAUACGCCGCAGCUUCAGUGGCGGCUAGAUACGUUGCUGCACCCGUAGCUGCCCCGGUCGCCGCUCCAGUGGCCAGAUACGCAACAGCAUCGGUAGCUAAUCCAGUAGUGGCUCGAUAUGCCACGGCUCCAGCUGCUCCGAUCAUUACCAACUACCCUGCAGUGGCUAGCUACGCUACAGUUCCAGCACCCGCCGCAUACACAGCUUACUCUUCUCCGGUUUAUUCCUCCGGCUAUGCCCCCGUAGCUGCUGCGUACACCUUGCCAGCCGCCUACACUCAAUUUGCUUCUUUCUUCAACUACCAUAAACCUAUUGUAUCAGUUUUAGAGAUUGGUGAUGAAGAUACUGGUAAUGAAGAUGGUGAAGUAGUCGUUGAAAGUAUGGAUGAAACUUGA